UUGACCACUUGCUUGGUCAGAUUUCUCUGAAGCAGCAGAGACUCUUCAUGAAUCUAUACACCAUAUCCAUCCGUUUUCCCUCUCAGACUGAUUUCUUGAACAUUCUAUUUAUAACUGUGCCACUAAUACAACUGUGUUAUCCUGCUCUUAUUAAAGUUCUUUUUCUUUAUCUUGUUACUAACAUAGUGUUGUUAGGUGUGCUCUUCAUGAUGUCGUUUACCGACCUGCAGUACCUUAAAGGUUUUGGCAAUGAAUUUCAAACGGAGGAUCAUCGAUGCCCAAAUGCUUUGCCUGAAGGCCAGAACAACCCACAAAAAUGUGCUUAUGGUCUCUAUGCAGAACAGCUCUCAGGAACUGCUUUUACAGCCCCAAGACAUGAAAAUAAACGAUCAUGGCUGUACAGAAUCAGACCAUCUGUAAUCCAUAAGCCGUUCAAACCUGUACCAAAUAAUUUUUUAAUCAAUAAUUGGCAUGACUGUCUCCCAAAUCCAAAUCAAAUGCGCUGGAAACCUUUUAAAUUACCAGACGCACAAAAACGAGUAGAUUUUGUAGAAGGUUUACACACAAUCUGCGGUGCUGGUGAUCCAAAAUCGCGUUCUGGUCUUGCCAUCCACAUUUAUCUAUGCAAUAUUUCCAUGGAAAAAAAAGCAUUCUACAAUUCAGAUGGUGAUUUUCUCAUUGUGCCGCAGCAGGGAGCCUUAAAUAUCAAGACCGAAUUUGGGAAGAUAAGAGUAGAACCUAAUGAAAUUUGUGUGAUUCAGCAAGGAAUAAAAUUCUCUGUGGACAUUGAGGAAGCAUCUCGCGGAUAUAUUUUGGAGGUGUUUGAUAAUCAUUUUAAACUCCCGAAUCUCGGCCCGAUUGGUGCAAAUGGACUAGCGAAUCCAAGAGACUUUUUGACCCCAGUUGCGUGGUACGAAGAAUUUGAUGAGCCACAUGUAAUUAUUUCAAAAUUUCAAGGCCACUUAUUUGAAACUGUGCAACCACAUAGCCCAUUUGAUGUUGUUGCGUGGCAUGGAAACUAUGCCCCCUACAAAUACAACCUAAAAAAUUUCAUGGUCAUCAACGCUGUGGAGUUCGAUCAUGCUGACCCAUCAAUAUUUACAGUGUUGACCUGUCCUUCAAAUAAAGAGGGAACAGCAAUCGCCGAUUUUGUGAUAUUUCCUCCAAGAUGGGCAGUUCAAGAGCACACUUUCAGACCGCCUUACUACCAUCGUAACUGCAUGAGCGAGUUUAUGGGCCUGAUCUUUGGAAAUUAUGAGGCUAAAGAAGAAGGAUUUUUGCCGGGUGGUGCUUCCUUACAUUCUAUGAUGACACCUCACGGUCCAGAUAAACAAUGUUUUGAGGGCGCUUCAAAUGCAGAUCUCAAACCUGUGAGAGUGGCAGAUGGCACAAUGGCAUUUAUGUUUGAGAGCUCUCUGAGUCUGGCGGUAUCAAAAUGGGGAGAAGAGAUAUGUCAAACACUGGAUGCUGAGUACUACAAAUGCUGGGAAUCUUUGAAAAAAUAUUUCAAUCCAAAUGAAGCAUGAAUCAAGUUUAUCAGUCAAAUCAAGGAGACUUUCAAAAUAUCUGAUCAGCUUUGAAUUUCAGUAAUUCUGUAUUAUCUCUUUAUAGCUUUUUAGCAACAGGAUGUCUCAAUAAAAUAUCUAUUGAUUUUAUAAAGCUUUCAUGAUUAAGAUAUCAUACAGCAAACAUCAAGUUGAAGCAGUCUAUUGGUUACUUCUGGGACAGUGGGACAUCACCUGUCCCAAAUGUAGACAUUUUAAAGCGCUGGAGAUAUGAUUCCUGUCUAAUUUUAAAUGUUAGCUCUAGACUGAAACCAAUAUCAACACAUUUUGUCAAAAAUUAAUUAGUUUUUACAAUUUCACUGAAGAGUGUAUUCCUGCUGCCGACAAGUUUUUGAAAGAGCAUUUUAAUUCUCAUAGGUAUCAAAUUCAUAAGUUUCCUUGCACUUCUAAUACCUAUUUUUAUUAAUUGAAGAUCCGUUUGUAAUUCAAA
Molecule: messenger RNA, 1995 nt
Organism: Bemisia tabaci
Lineage: Eukaryota; Metazoa; Arthropoda; Insecta; Hemiptera; Aleyrodidae
Gene: hgo
Product: homogentisate 1,2-dioxygenase
Biological process (GO): L-phenylalanine catabolic process
Cellular component (GO): cytoplasm
Molecular function (GO): homogentisate 1,2-dioxygenase activity
Source: RefSeq, a predicted model, not a curated record